CGGCAGGCCGGCCGGCGGCGGCGGCGACCAAGCAGCCCGGCCUGGCCCCGCCCCGCCCCGCCUCGCCCCGUCCCCGUCCCUCCGCCGGCCACGGGGCCGCCCGUGAGGCCGCCUCGGGAGCCGCCCGCAGCCCCCCGCGCCUGAGGAGGAGGCCGGCGGGAAGGAGCCCCGGGCCCCCAUGCGGCGGCUCCAGGAGCGGUUCCGGAGUUUGCAGAAAACCAGGAGAGCGGGCGCUUCCCUGACCUCCUCCGGCAGGCUGUUCCAUAAGAUUCAUGAACCAUCCGGCUCCAGCAAACAGCCGUUACAAACCCACGGGCUAUGAACAUGCUGCUAACUGUUAUACUCAUGCGUUCCUCAUCGUUCCUGCUAUUGUGGGUAGCGCUCUGCUCCAUCGUCUCUCUGAUGACCGGUGGGAAAAGAUAACUGCGUGGAUGUAUGGAGUUGGACUUUGCGCACUCUUCAUUGUAUCCACUGUGUUUCAUAUAAUUUCCUGGAAAAAGAGUCACCUGAGGACUAUGGAGCACUGUUUCCAUAUGUGUGAUAGAAUGAUGAUCUACGUCUUCAUCGCAGCGUCCUAUGCGCCAUGGUUAAAUCUUCGUGAGCUUGGACCUCUGGCAUCCCAUAUGCGUUGGUUUAUCUGGCUUAUGGCUGCUGGAGGAACUGUUUAUGUAUUUCUUUACCACGAAAGGUAUAAAAUUGUGGAGCUCUUUUUCUAUUUAGCAAUGGGGUUUUCCCCUGCUCUGGUGGUCACCUCCAUGAACGACACUGAUGGGCUUCAAGAAGUCGCCUGGGGGGGCCUGAUCUAUUGCGUGGGAGUGAUCUUCUUCAAGAGCGACGGGGUCAUUCCAUUUGCCCACGCCAUCUGGCACCUGUUCGUUGCCACAGCUGCUGCGGUGCAUUAUUAUGCCAUCUGGAAGUAUCUUUACCGAAGUCCUGCAGAGAUCAUCCGCCACUUAUGAUACACAAUACACCUGCACCAUGCUUCCAACUCAGUAUUACUCGGGUAAAAAACGGAUUCUGGAGAAAUGGGGAAUACCUUGUACGGUGGGGUGGGACGGGGGAGGGAAAUGCACUGACUUCAACUGUUUUCUGAACACGUUUACUGUGAACUAAAACGAAUCCUGGAGCUGCUGUCCGUAGGUUAAGUGCUGAACGCACAAUUCUCCGAACACCUUCCCCAUAGAAGUCCCUAUUGAAAUAAACGGGAGUGGCACAGGUGUGUCCCGCAGCUGCUGCUCGUUUCAGGGGGGCUUGCACGUGAACAUUUCUGUGUUGCUUCCUCGGCCGGUGAGCAGCAGCUGCUGUAUGGCACAAAGUCUGGCACACCUAAGACUAUUGACAUCAAUGGACUUCGGCUUGCCUAACUUUGAAUUUGGGGUAAAAGGCCGCGCACUGCGUUACUAAUAGUCCAUUCCACAUUAACAGGAAAAACAGUGUAAAAGAUGGCCGGCUGGCCUGAUGUUUACAAAUUUUUAAAAAAUGUAUUUAAUGGGUUUAGGUUUCUUUGCAACUUUAAACUAAAUGACAGUUUUGAAUUAUGGAAGUUGAUGCAGUAGCAGAGACUCAGUUCCUUUUAAGUUGCUGUCUACCACUUUUUCAUAAACUGUUUUAUUACAUUCAGAUCAUGGAUAGAAAAAUGUAGCUUUUUCUCACCACUUGUAAUUAUGUGAUUUUUAUUAAAAACAAUUUAAGUAUUUUAUAAAUGAAUUUUAAAAGUACAUGUGCUAAGUGAAAGUAUGGUUGCUGUUGUGCAGUUGAACCAACAGUGAAAUGUUGUGAGAAAAGGCUACAUUCCAUAUAAUGUGCUGACAGAUAUACCUCUUAACCAAGGUUUUUAUUGAAACUGUAUGAUGGAUUAAGGAUUUCAAAAUGAGCUCUGCCAAGCUUUAACCUGAAGACCUGUUACCUUCCCCAAGAAACUUGAACAGGCUUGAUUUGGGUUCUCUUUGACAAUAUGAGUAGUGCUAACUCACUCAUGAAACGCAUUCCACAGCACCAUUUCUAGAGUCAGUUGUAGAGAGAGUAAUCGCACUCUGGCAAUGUGGCACUAGCAUCAUGCGGCCAGGAGUUCGUUGCCUAAACCACUCUUGGAAAUCAUCACUGAUUUCGUAAAUGCAUCAGACAUGUUGGUGCUCAAAGGACAAGGUUUCGGUUUUUCAAGAGGGUUUAAGCAGACCGCUCUCCCUGGAGGUCAGUAGGAAGCCGGUCCCUUCGCUGCUCUGUCCUUUCCCCAGCAGAGGGGAGAAAGCGGGGAGUGUUCAUACUUCAUGGUCCUUCACACAACCCAGUGGCCUUUUCAGGGAAGGAAACCUGAAGAACUUGAUCGGUCUCACCAGUUCUGGGACGGAGGAGCCAAACGGGGCUUUCAGCAGGCUGCUUUUUAGCAUCUGGGACAAUGAAACGUGGUAGCAAUUUCGUGGUAGAGCACGUGUGUGAAAGGUGGUGGUUUUGGAAUCCUCACUUGGGUCCAGUUACUGUAACGUGUCCCACUGUGUGAUGAAUGUCUUAUAUUAAGAUUGAAUUUAUUCUUUUUCUAACCUACUCUUUUUCAUGUCAGUAUUUAAAAAAAAAAAAAAACUAAAACGUGUUGCCUUUUUCAGAUUCUACUCUGGAUAUUUGCCUGUCAAAACAGUAGGCCUGUACUGUAGGGAUGGGGGUGUUUUUUCCCCAAGGAAAUGUAAUUUCUUCUAGUCUUGCCAGUGGGUUUUUUCUGUAUUUUAGGAUGAGGUGCCCCUUGUAAGAGGUUUUGCAGGAAGGGAUGGUUCAGAUAAAAGUAGGGCAUUGGAACUCUGCUCCCCCACAGUAUUAGCUCACGCCUGGCGAACUGUCCCACACCAGAGUCACUUCCACCGUUUAGCGGGGCUCCCGAUCAUACACAGGGCUCUGGCGAAGAGGGGUUACAUCACUCCUGUCAAUAUUGUUAGAUGUUCCUAGUGUACAAUUGCAAAAGAGUGGAGAUGCUCAUCGAAACUCAUGCACCGGAACCUCUGGAUGGGGCCGAGCUGGUUAAACUCUCAGCAGCGUGAAAGCGAAACAGCAGACUAGACUGUGACAGUCUUCGAACAUCUGGACACCUCUGCUUUUUUUUUUUUUUUUUACAAAUUAAUGGGUCUGACUUAUAUUUUCUUGUGAGUCCACGAACUCUGUUCAAGUGCAGUACUGUUAAGACCACUAUAUGUAAAGCUCUACGCUUUUUGUUAAAACUAUGAAACUGGCUCCGGUAAGUUCUGCCUUUUCAAUGUGUGUGUUUUUAAGAGUGAAAAGUGUUUGCUUUUUUAAGAAAACAAAGAAUUGAACUCGCCAAAAAUACUUUGAAUUCUGUCUAGUCUCUGAAGUUUUAAAUGUAUUAGAUUAAUGCGAAUAAACUUUUUGUGCAGUUUGGAA
This is a messenger RNA of Eublepharis macularius, 3384 nucleotides long. It is a transcript of the gene MMD, whose product is annotated as monocyte to macrophage differentiation associated. Gene Ontology annotation, molecular function: pore-forming activity. NCBI's taxonomy places the organism in Eukaryota, Metazoa, Chordata, Lepidosauria, Squamata, Eublepharidae. Gene Ontology annotation, cellular component: membrane. The record is from RefSeq and is a predicted model, not a curated record. The transcript has 8 exons. Bases 273 to 959 code for a protein of 228 amino acids.